This is a messenger RNA of Sphenostylis stenocarpa, 624 nucleotides long. Lineage: Eukaryota; Viridiplantae; Streptophyta; Magnoliopsida; Fabales; Fabaceae. The record is from the annotation of a GenBank genome assembly.
AUGUUUGUUGGUGGCACUGCAGCACCAGCAACAGUUACAGUGUGGGCAAUGUCAGAACUCAUGAGAAACCCAAAGGCGAUGGAGAAGGCACAGGCUGAGGUAAGAAAGGUGUUCAAUGAGAAAGGGUAUGUGGAUGAAGCAGACCUUGGACACUGUCAAUUCUUAAACUCAGUGAUCAAAGAAACACUGAGGCUACAUCCCCCAGAGGCAUUGCUACUUCCAAGAGAAAACAGUGAGGCAUGUGUGAUCAAUGGGUAUGAAAUCCCUGCAAAGAGCAAGGUCAUUAUCAAUGCCUGGGCCAUUGGAAGAGACCCUAUGUAUUGGAAUGACCCAGAUAGGUUUGUACCAGAGAGAUUUGAGAACUCCUAUGAUUUCAGUGGCACACACUUUGAAUACAUACCCUUUGGGGCUGGAAGGAGAAUUUGUCCUGGAGCUGCAUUUUCCAUGCCAAACAUGUUGCUGUCACUGGCCAGUUUGCUUUACCAUUUUGUUUGGAAACUGCCAAAUGGAACAACACACCAAGAACUGGACAUGACUGAGUCCUUCGGUCUUACUGUUAAAAGAGCAAAUGAUCUUUGCCUAAUCCCCAUUCUUUAUCACCCAUCCACAAUUGGCCACCAGUAA